This is a messenger RNA of Thunnus maccoyii (southern bluefin tuna), 2122 nucleotides long. RefSeq names its product interleukin 17a/f3 (gene il17a/f3). Gene Ontology annotation, molecular function: cytokine activity. NCBI's taxonomy places the organism in Eukaryota, Metazoa, Chordata, Actinopteri, Scombriformes, Scombridae. Gene Ontology annotation, cellular component: extracellular region. Bases 1367 to 1879 code for a protein of 170 amino acids. The transcript has 4 exons. The record is from RefSeq and is a predicted model, not a curated record. Gene Ontology annotation, biological process: inflammatory response.
GCAUGCCCUGGCCUCCAUAAGCUGCCGGCUGCAAAUAUUUAAAGGAUUGUUUGGCAGUGAAGCUGCUCAUGUGAACAUAUAAUGUUUUCUCUGAAAGAAGAAGGACACCAAAAGAUUUAUGCAGACAGACGGAACGAUACUUUAACCCCGGUUUUCUAAAUUUUCAGUUUCUAUAAUACAUUCAGCUAUUUUGUUCAUUCAUCACCAAUACACUUUGUACAUCUAUACACCUAAUUCUACAUGUGUUGCAAUGUUUUUUGCAGUCUAAAGGUGUGAAACUGCAUCGUGCUCUGAAACCAGUUGUUCCACCGUACACCCAGUACAGCUGUGCUCCAGUUAGUAGACUCUUCACUCAUAUGAUGCAUGAGGAGAGAAGAUGUUAUCGCCUCUCUCACACACCGAUUGUUCAAGAAGAGUAGUUAUGCUGAUUUAUUACCAGAACCCCUGUCAGCAUUUCCUUGACCUAUAUUACUUAGAGUGGGUUAGCAGCGUGUGGGCGUAAAGCUAUGUUAUAUGUUUUAUAUGACUAUGAAGAGAGUCAAUGUUGGGGCAGUUCAGAACGUAUGUAGAAGUUUCAUUCUGCUUUCAGAAAAGUUUUAAACUAAGCCAGAUUUUUUGAAAGCCUAUCACAAAAAUUUGUUCUACUUGGGUGUGGAUUGACAGAAUACACUCUGGUUUGGUUUGGACACUCUACAAAAAUUUUCCAGCGUGAGUUGCAGAUUUUCACGUCAGACUUUUUUUUUCUCCUUUUAGCUCAGAAACCUUUUCUUCAUUGCCAUAAAAGUAGUAGUGUGCCGUUUUCACAGCCACAUCAAUCAGUUUAUAGGUGAACGUUCACAUCUUUUGACAGGAUGCAACAGACAAGACAUAUGAAAGCGUCACCUGGCUCAUCAACACACGCAUUUCACACCGGAGGCUUGAUGACUCGGUUAUGAUAGAUUAAAACGUGGUCAAGUAAAAAAGAACAUUGCUUUCAGAGACUUUGCAAAUUAAAGAGAAUGUACAAAAGUGUAAGAAGGCCUUCUCAAGUCUUUCUUCUUUUCUUUGUAUGUUUGAAUUGAUGAGAGAUAAUGAGAAAUAUGCAUACAAAGGUAGAGAAAAAAAGUGAUGGGGACGUAGAUAGAUACAGAUAAAGAAAGAAAAAAAAAAUUCCUACUACAAAUACACAAAACUUGAUCUUGUUUGUAGAUCAACGUGUGUAUCUUUAAAGUCAGUAACAGUAACAGCGGAAAUGCACCACAGAUCCUGUCAACACACCAACACAUUCUGCCUGUAUAUAAACACAGUGAGAAUGUAAUCAUAGCAAGACAGCGAGAGGAACGCUUCACAGUGAGGUUGAGCUCUGAAGGCGAGACACGACACGAUCAUGAUCCCGGCAAAAAAGCACUUAAGCCUGCGCUGCGUGUUAAGAGCUAUAUUGGUGCUGGGCCUCGCCUCUCUGUUGCACGCCGCCAGGAAAAACCAAGAAGUCACGGUGAAGUUGGGCCGGGGAACCGGACUUAAAGGCAAGACAGUGAGACUCAUCCUGGAUUCCUCGGUGCAGCCUCAGAUCGCCAGCACGUCUCCUUCAUCCAUCGCCAACAUGUCUCUGUCACCCUGGACUUUCAAAGACUCUGAUGUGGCGUCUCGUUUGCCGCGGCGGAUCCCUCAGGCUCAGUGCCUGACCUCCGGAUGUCUCAGCUUCCAGGGGGGAGGUGAGGACGCAGCCCUGGAGGCCAAACCCAUCUACUACCAGGUCCUGGUCCUCCACAGAGUCCCAAGGCAAAGGCAGAAAAACAAAAGAGGGAAGAAGGCCAAGAAGUAUGACUUAAGACUGGAAACGGAGGUGAUCUCAGUGGGCUGUACCUGUGUGCGGCCCAUCGUUAUACCGCAACAGUAAUGCAGAGAGCUCUGAUGCCAGCAAGCAUGCUGUGUUUAUUGCUUCCUAACUUAAAAUCUGUAUUAAGCAAUAUUUUUCAUGUCAUAACCGAAUCCAAGUGUACCAAUUAGCUCUGUGAAAAGUCCCUUCACCAUCACCGAGUCUCCAGCACCACCUAUUUUGUGGGAAUGAAUUUUGCUGCAGCACUUUUUGACGUGACCGGGCCUUUAAAGAAUAGGUUCACAAUUUUUCAAGUCUUUCUGA